ACAUUCUCAUUCUGCAAUCCCUAUCCUCUUAAUCAACCUUCUCUUUCUAUAUUCUACUUUCUAGAGAGAGAGAGAGCACAUAAACUCAUACAACUCACAACAAUGCAGCAAAAGAUUGUAGUGAAGGUGAGCAUGGACGGGGACAAGAAAACCCGUAAAGCUCUGAAGAUCGCGGUUAGUAUUUCCGGAGUUGAAUCCGCGUCUUUCGUUGGGUCAGAUAAGGACCAGAUAGCAGUGACCGGUGAAGGUAUCGACUCCGUUGAACUAACAACCUUACUAAGAAAAAAGGUUGGAUACACGGAGCUGGUAAGUGUUGGUCCAGUGGAGGCAAAGAAAGAAGAACCAAAGCCCACUGUGCAAGUUGAUCCUUAUGAGUAUUACUAUCAUAGCUAUGGUGUGCCCUAUUAUUAUGUAUCUCCGUAUUGAGACUUCAUAGACUGAAAACACAGUUGGUUUAAAAUAUAUAUUUCAACCCCUUUCUCUUGUUUAUUAUAAUUGUGGUUUUAAGAUUCCUCAUGUAAAUACAGCUUCUGUGUAAGGAAUUUCACUUUUAAGUUUACAUAACUGUUAUCUCUAAAA
Helianthus annuus (common sunflower) is the source of this 579-nucleotide messenger RNA. Its product is annotated as disease resistance protein RGA5-like. The record is from RefSeq and is a predicted model, not a curated record. The coding region runs from base 103 to 426 and encodes 107 amino acids. The transcript has a single exon. Lineage: Eukaryota; Viridiplantae; Streptophyta; Magnoliopsida; Asterales; Asteraceae.